Molecule: messenger RNA, 228 nt
Organism: Cladophialophora psammophila CBS 110553
Lineage: Eukaryota; Fungi; Ascomycota; Eurotiomycetes; Chaetothyriales; Herpotrichiellaceae
Exons: 1
Coding region: 1-228 (75 amino acids)
Source: RefSeq, a predicted model, not a curated record
AUGUCCGGGGACUCGGGGCACGGGUUCAAGAUGAUGCCAAUCGUCGGGCAGUGGGCUGUGAAACUCCUGGAAAAUGGACAACAGGUUUUACCCAGGUGGCAAUGGAAACAAAGCCAGGACAAAGAAGGGAAGCAAUGGGGAGACGAGGUCAGUUGGAGGAUUGGAACGACUGGGGAGGUUGAAGAAAUCCUCACCGAGCACGAAAGAGUGGUAAAGGGACGUCUAUAG